CUCGCUCGCAGACAGGGGACUUGGGAACAUCUUCUAAGGUCGCCUCAAACUGAGAACGACAACAACAACAAUGCGUUGAGCUUCCGUGGUGGGGUUUGGCGGACGCGUGGUUUGGUUCGUGCGUUCGCGUCGUGGGUUUUAUCAUCUCGGUUAACAUCAUCGUCACCACCAUCAUCAUCAUCACGAUCGUGAUGAUGGCUAUCGGUGCCAUCGUCAUAAUUGUCAUCGUGAGUUUAUCACCAUCAUUAUCGUCAUUACGCUCCGCCUUUUAUGAAUUGUCGUUGAUACGACCAUAGUCACCAUUACCACCACCACCGUAGUCACUGUCACCAUCGUGAUUAUCAUCGUCUCACUGUCUUCAUCACAGCAGACAAAUUAAUCCCCAGUCGGCCCAGACACUGACAUCGCCGUGCGGUCUACCGGACGAACUCUUAUCGACGGCACUGUACGUUAGUAUGUGCUCGCAAAAUACGUGUACAUCGGAGGGUGUAUGCGGAGAAACGUAAUACCCGCGUCUUGAAUUACGGCGAUACCGGAGUGAUUGCAUGCAGCCGUGGAAGGUUGAAAGAAUGUGGCGAGUGGGACCUCGCAACAAAAUGCCUGGACCAUGGGACCUUUCUUGCCAGCAUCAAAAUAUGAUAAUUGGUUUUACCCUCGCUGGCAAAAAAACAACAACCAGGUAUUAAGAUGUUCAGUGUCCAAAUAGAUCCCUUUUGCGAUGAUUCGAGUCUGCGUUAACCACACACGGUGCUUGUGGUGAACAUGAAAACAAACACGCUCUGAUAAUAUUUGAUGCAUUGUCUUUGAAACCGAUUGGCCUACACCAUAGACGGCCUUCUUUAGGGCCAAGUCUCAGACCAGAUCAUACCAAAAGGCGAACAGUUUCAAAGACAAUGCAUAUAUUAUCAGAGCAUGUUCAUCACAAGCACGUGUGGCUAAUGCAGACUUGAUUCCUUGCAAAAAAGGUUUCUGUUUGGUGUUUUAACAUUUUAACACAUUUUUUAUUGCCAUUAAGGGUCAAACCAAUUAUUAAAAUACCUAGAGUGGACAGCACUGUACUGUAAUAGGUGAUCGCAGAUUGUAAAAUAAUUGGGGGUAUAAGGGAGUGGCAUAGAAGUCGCCUUGGCGUUCUGUACAAUAAUAGGUCGUUGCACCACAGUGAGAAGUGGUUAAGAGAGUAGACAGUUUUGGAAUCGUAGUUCUACUCGACAUCAUCCUUAAAUUACAGCACAUUAACAGGUGCUUGCCUAUGACCAGAUCACCCGCAAUGCGUCCGAUCUUGUCAGAUCUCGGAAGCUAAGUAGGAUUGAGCUUGCUUGGAUAGUGUUUGGAUUGGUGGCUACUGGUCAAGAUACAGGCGUAAUAGGCGUUUUGGACAAUAGAGGGCAACGUAGCGAAAUCUAUUGUCAUUCAAAUCCCCCCUCGACGUUCAUUCUGCCCGCACUGACCAGCGUGGUGAAGUAUGAUCACAUUCCUUUUUGCCAUGCAUGGUGUGGAAGGGUCCUCAUCUGGCAGUGGAUUGUAAAUAUAGAGGUGAUUGCAAAAAGAGGACAGUGGCACAGGUGCUGAAGCUUUUUAUGACCCUCAAAUGACAGCACGUUAAUCGAUGCAAGCAGGAAAACACCGCUGAUUAAGUUAAAGCACAGAUAGGGAAAUACACAACAAAAUCUUAAAUGGCAGAGUUAAUAGAGGCUCGCAACAUCAGAAAAGUGAUAUAAAAUUGGUAAACAAGACACUUCCACCCCAAACUUAAAAAAAUAACAUCGAAGCACCACUGGACCAGUAUAUUCCAGCAAAAUUUGUUAAAACUGUGAAACUCUGGAUUGCCUUCUAUUUCGUGAGGCUCAUGAACUGAUUGUGGAAUGUUGAACAAAUGCUGCUCGGUUGCCUGCUGUGAUGGUCAAGAGCCAUCCUUAAACAACACCACCAUGGGCUCGAUCAUCUCAGGAUAGCAACAGUCCACAAAAUGUAUUAUUGCACCAUCUUGGUGGAUUGUCGCAUAAUAAAAUGAGCAAAGGUUUGUAUCAGGGUAAUAAUAUACACGCUAGGUCAUCUAAAGAGGUGUGAUUGUAACCAUAAGAUCGAUCCUCCCUUAAUGUCUUGCAUGUCAUGUCACAUCACCAUACUGCAUUUAUGAUAUAGGCAGCCUUUUUUUAGGCCACCAAACUGAAGAGUCAAAUUGUGGCCAAUGUGUUUGUAUAUGGUGGAGAGAUGUUAACUUCCUCGCCUGGUAUAAAGGAGGUCGUGGGUUCGAUCCUGACCCUGACGCCUCUAUAUUUGGAGUUUGCAUGUUCUCCCCGUGGUCGUGUGGAUUUUUAUGUUUUCAGAUUUUUCCCUUCCCAUUUAGAAACACGUAGUUAGAGUAUUUGGCUGCUAUAAAUGUCCACACGAUAAGCCACUUUGUUGAGCUGUCAAUUGUGGUCAGGUCACUUUUACCUGGUAAAAUAAAAAAAUAGUUGAUAGUUUUACUAAAGUUAUGAAAGUAAAUGUGCAGUGAAAGUGAUGGUGACACUGUCCAUAUUCCUAUCAGAUUUGAGAGGAGAUUGAAGAAGAGAAGAACAAGACAUGGGCUCCCAGGCGCUGCAGUUUCUCCGCCAGGGCCUCUGGGCAUCCCUGACUGGGGGCUGGUGCUUUGACCCGCAUCAGAGCAAAUUCUCAAAUGCUUUCCACCUCUACGUGUGGCUCUUCCUGCUCUGCUUCCCCUUCACGCUCUACCUGGUGCUGCCUCCAAACAUGGUGUCGGUGGGGAUCUACUGCGGCGUCAUCGCCAUCUUCUUCACCUCGCUGAAGUCCGUCAACUACCGGCUGCACAUGAUGUUUGACCGUGGCGAGUUGGUGGAGCGUAGCGGCUGCAGCGGUGGCGGCGGCGUUGGCGGCAGCGGCGGCGUCGGAGGAGGAGGCAUUGAGAUGCUGGACCUACGCUCGCGGCCUCCCGGCGCGCUGCACGACGAUGACGAGACGCCGGCGGGACCCGGCCCAAGCAGCGGUGCCAGGCAGGAGUACAGCGGAGGGCCCGGUGACCCUGGCGGGGGCAGCACAAGUGGCAGUGGCGGCAAAGUGGAGGUGGUGGAGCUACACAGGGAGGGAACGCCGCCUCUAGCGUGCAGCUCGCGUAACUCCUGCGCGGGAGACCUGCAUCGGGUUGAGAUUCUCCCAGUCCCCGAGUCCACUGGCAGUGCCAAAGAUGCGCUCGGGAGGGAGAAGCCGCCUUUGCCGCCGCUACUCUCGUGCGACUCCCCCGCCUCGAGCCACGGCUCGGGCUCCCUCGACUCGGAGACGCAGACGCUGCUGGCGUCCGUGGGCAAGCGCCCACGCGUGACGAGCGGCGACGCGCCGGCGACCGCGUCCUCCUCCGCCGCCGCCGUCGACGGCGGCCGUCCGACGUGGUCGAGCGAGGCGAGCGAGGCCCCCGCGCGCCGACGUAACGGCCAGGCGCCUCGCGCGUCGCUCAGCGAGUUCCUCGACAUGCCGGCGCUGCGGGCCUUCGAGUCGCCCGACGGCCGCGAGCCCGGGAGCCUUCGCGGCGACGCCGCCUCGGUGUCCGUCGACGACUCGCCCGGUAACGCGCCUGACGACGACGACGAAGACGGCGGGGGAAGCGGUGGCGUUGACGGUCCUCGGCUGCCGGACGGAGCCCGCCUGCGGCAGGAGGAGUCGCGGAACAGCCUGCGCAGCCUCAGCUCGGUCGGCUCGGGCCGCCUGCGCUUUGUGGAGGCCGCCGAUGACCCUCGCGGCUCACGGUGUGCCGCUGCUUCCGAGGACGAUCGUGGCAAGUCCGCGCGGAGCCAGCCGCCCGAUCCGAGGGCUGACGAGAAGUCGUCCGCCAGGGCGGACGCGAGGACUAAGCAGAAGGAGCGGCUCCCUUCGUACGGCGGCGAAACUAAUGCGAACCCGCACUCCAACCUCAUAGCGGCAGACGCGCUGGCGGCGCAGAAGGCGGCCGACGUCAAGGAGGGCAACGGCGGUCGGACUCGGGGUGGCAGGACCGGCGCCGAGAACCUGGACGGGUGCCCGAGCUCGGCGGAGAGUGUCGCACCGAGCCUCGUGGAGUCCCCGGCAAGCAGGGGCGGCAGGCCCGUGCCGGAGAGCGCACGGGUAGCAACGGCGGGGGAGGGCGCGGACCCGGCGGUGCGGCCCAAGUCGUCGAGCUUCCUGCGGCGCGCAAGUCGCAAGCGGAAGACGAGGCGGAAACGCAGCGGUAGCUUUGAGCUGGACCGCCCGAGCGCGGGCUCAGCUCCGAGCCGGGCUCACGGCAGCGGCGGCGAGUACGUGACGGUGGCCACGCCGUUCGGCGUGCGCGACAAAAACAACGGGGACGACGACGACGACGACGACGACUCGAGCGAGCUGAGUUCGCCGUCUUCGACCAACAGCUUCUUCCGAGAGAGCAGCUUCAACAGUAGCUCGACGCACUCCAGCCCAUCGCCGGACUCCGAUUCGGGGCUUUUCCUCGAGGCGGUGGCGGCGGCGGCGGCGGCCGCGGCGGCGGCGGCCGCCUCACACAAGCACGGGCGGGGGAAGCGCGGCAUCGGAGCGGCCCCGCCUGCCGGCACCGGCACGCCAAGGCCCCCGCUGAGGCGGCCGCCGUCGCACUCUGUGUCGCACCCACCCCGGCGUACGCCCAGCAUGGCGAGCGCCAAGACGCACGCGCGCGUGCUCAGCAUGGAUGCCGGGGGGGCCGCGGCGGCGGGCGGAGGGAGAGGCGCCGCAGCUGGUGGCGGCCCAGCGGACGUCUCGGCAGGAGACUCUGCGGCCGCGGGGGCGACUGCCGGCCCGGCGGUCGAGGACCCCUCGUCGUCGUCGCGUCCCCUCACUUCGUCCAAGUCGGAGCUGGAGAAGAAGGAGGGAGAGGCGCUGGACGAGCGCUCGCUGCUGGGACGCGCCCGCCUGCUCGAGCUCAUGUCGCGUGGGCACACGGGCGGCGGCGGCGGCGGCGGCUCCGGCGGUGGAGGGAGCGGGAGCCAGGCGGAGUGGCGCGAGCUGGUGACGAGGAGCCAGAUCGCCACCUCGUCGGGGCCGUCCGAGUGGAGGGACCUGGUCACGCGAAGCCACUCGGAUUGGCUGGAGCUCGAGGAGCAGGGGGCGGCUGGUGGGGUUCCGUCAUCGGUGAGCGAGGAAGGAGGCAAGCCACGGCGGCACAGCAGCAUGACGCGCGGCGCGGUGCGGAGGCAGACCGUGCGGCGGCGCCACCACGCCGGCAGCAACCCCACGCCGCCGCCCUCCAUCCUGGGCUCGCCGCUCAGCCUGCCGGACGGUCCCCGCUGCCGCACGUCAUCGCUGUUCAAGCCCGUGCAGAGCCUGCCGCUCUCCCUGGGGCCGUCCGUGCCGGGCAGCGGUGGCCCCUGCGGUUCGGGCGGCGGCGCCGGCGGUGGUGGCGCCGGCGGAAGCUGCGGCGGAGGCCCCGGGGGGAGCGGCGGAGCGAGCACCUCGUCGUGCGUGCAGGCCCAGCUUCCGGGCGCUCCGCCGCUGCACGUGGCCACGUCGCACGAUGACACCACGUCCGGCGCCGUGCACUGCUUCGAGGAUGAGGAUGGGAACCUGAUGACGUACACCUUCGGGGAGCAGAGCGAUGGCUGUGCCACGCUUCUCUCCAACAUGGACGCCACCAUCAACCCCAAGCACUCGAGCUGGGAUAGCCACUCAUACUUUGACGCGCCCUCGGUCGGCUUCCUUGACAAGACGGAGGAAGCGGCAUCUCGCGACCGCGAUCUCAACCCCUACGAGACCAUCGAGGUGCCGCGUCCCCGUGAAUCCGUCUUCUUGGAGCAGCGUUUGUUCCGGGCGCAGCAGCGAUUCCGGGGUCCGGCGUUGGAGCUGCCUUUGCCAGAGGUGCACGACGGGCGCGGCGGCAUCGGGGGCGGGAUCGGCGCGGGGACGCUGGCGGACAGCGAUCGGCCCGGGGAGAAGCGAGUUAAGCAGCGGUACAAGCUGCAGUUCUUCCCCGGAGCGUGGCUGGCCAUCCGCUACGACCGCCUGGCGCUGCUGGCCUUGCUCGAUCGAAACCGGCAGUUGGGUGAGAACAUCCUGGCCGUGGUGCUGGCCGUGCUCGUCGCGUUCCUUGGCUUCGUGCUGCUCAAGACCGGCUUCUUCCACGACAUCUGGGUGCUGCAGUUCUGCCUGGUGAUCGCCAGCUGCCAGUACUCGCUCAUAAAGAGUGUACAACCAGACGCUGCAUCACCAAUGCACGGUCAUAACCGGGUGAUCGCCUACAGCCGGCCGGCAUACUUCUGUCUUUGCUGUGGCCUCAUGUGGCUGCUGGACCUGGGCAGCCAGAGCUUGAGUCUGCGCGUGGCGUUCACGCUGUACGGCGUGCCCUGCACUGUGCCCCGCUUGCUCAUUUUUGCCCGUGACCUCAUCAUGGUGUUCACUCUGUGCUUCCCCGUGGUGUUCGUCUUCGGCCUACUGCCGCAGAUCAACACCUUCCUCAUGUACGUGCUGGAGCAGCUGGACAUGCACGUGUUCGGGGGCAACGCUGCCACCAGUGUGCUGGCCUCUGUCUACGGCUUCGUGCGCAGCGUGCUGUGCGUGGCGCUGCUCUACGGCUUCUGCUACGGGGCACUGACGCAAACGUGGGACUCGCAGCACAUCCCCGUGCUGUUCUCCGUGUUCUGCGGGCUUCUUGUGGCCCUUUCAUACCACCUGAGCCGGCAGAACAGCGACCCCACUGUCCUCUGGUCACUCAUUCAGUCGAAGCUUUUGCCCGAAGAGCCAGCAGACAACCCCGAGGAACCACUGCAGGAGAUGAAGGACCCCCUUCCGGACAAACUCAAGCAGUCUGUGAGCGAGCGCCUCCAGUCGGAUGUCAUCGUGUGCGUCGUCAUGGCUGUGCUGGCGUUUGCCGUGCACGUGAGCACCGUCUUCGUGGCGCUUCAGCCGGUGCUGAGCCUGGUGCUGUACGGGUUGACGGGCGGCGUGGGCAUCCUGGUGCACUACGUGUUGCCCCAGCUGCGCAAGCAGCUGCCCUGGUACUGCUUCGCUCACCCGCUGCUCAAGACGCGCGAGUACAGCCAGUUCGAAGUCAGAGAACCAGCGCAGCUCAUGUGGUUUGAGAAGUCACAGGUGUGGCUGCAGUUCCUGGAGAAGAACUUCCUGUACCCGGCCGUGGUGCUGAGCGCCAUGACCAACGACGCGAAGACGAUCGCCAGCCCCGACCGCCUGGGCCCUUAUGUGGGGGCGCUGGCGGUGGUGGUGGCCGGCAUGAAGCUGCUACGCUUCUCCUUCAGCAGCCCCACCUACCAGUACGUGACGCUCAUCUUCACCGUGCUCUUCUUCCGCUUCGACUACCCGGCGUACUCGGAGACCUUCCUGCUCGACUUCUUUUUCUUCUCCAUCGUGUUCAGCAAGCUCUGGGACCUGUGGCACAAGCUGCGCUUCGUGUUCACGUACAUCGCGCCGUGGCAGAUCACGUGGGGUUCCGCCUUCCACGCCUUUGCCCAGCCCUUCGCCGUGCCGCACUCGGCCAUGCUGUUUGUGCAGGCCGUCAUCUCGGCCGUCUUCUCAACACCAUUGAACCCGUUCCUGGGCAGUGCCAUUUUCCUCACGUCAUACGUGCGGCCCGUGCGCUUCUGGGAGCGAGACUACAACACCAAGCGGGUCGAUCACUCCAACACUCGGCUUGCCACGCAGCUUGACCGCAGUCCCGGUGCGGACGAUAACAACCUCAACUCCAUCUUCUACGAGCACCUAACGCGCUCACUGCAGCACAGCUUGUGUGGCGACCUGACCCUCGGCCGCUGGGGAAACUACACGACGGGCGACUGUUUCAUCCUGGCGUCAGACUACCUCAACGCCUUCAUCCACCUCAUCGAGAUCGGCAAUGGGCUCGUCACCUUUCAGCUGCGCGGCCUGGAGUUCAGAGGCACCUAUUGUCAGCAGCGGGAGGUAGAGGCGAUCACGGAGGGCGUGGAGGAGGACGAGGGCUGCUGUUGCUGUGAGCCCGGCCACCUGCCGCACGCUCUGUCCUUCAACGCCGCGUUCGGGCAGCGCUGGCUCGCCUGGGAGGUGUCCGUGGUGAAGUACGUCCUCGAGGGGUACAGCAUCACGGACAACAGCGCCGCCACCAUGCUGCAGGUGUUCGACCUGCGCAAGAUCCUGCUCACGUACUACGUCAAGAGCAUAAUCUACUACGUGGUGAGCUCGCUGCGGCUGGAGGAGUGGCUGGAGAGCGAGGUGGUGCGCGAGGGGCUCCGCCCGUGCUGCGAGCGUGGCUACGCCGACGUCGACCCGACCUUCAACCCCAACAUCGACGAGGACUACGACCAUCUGCUGUCGGGCGUCUCGCGCCAGAGCUUCUGCAACGUCUACCUCGAGUGGAUCCAGCACUGUGCUAGCCGGCGCGAGCAGGCGGUGGAUAGUGCCAAGGACUCGAACCUCGUGACUCUCUGCUUCGGCCUCUGCGUGCUGGGACGCCGAGCCUUGGGCACCGCCUCCCACCACAUGUCCUCCAGCCUGGAGCCCUUCCUGUACGGGCUCCAUGCCCUCUUCAAGGGCGACUUCCGCAUCACGUCGCCCAAGGACGAGUGGAUCUUCGCCGACAUGGAACUCUUGCGCAAAGUGGUGGCCCCGGGCGUGCGCAUGUCACUCAAGUUACACCAGGACCACUUCACGUCCCCGGACGAAUACGAGGACCCGGCAGUUCUGUAUGACGCCAUCUGGAACCACGAACGCGAGCUCGUCAUCUCGCACGAGGGCGACCCCGCGUGGCGGAACGCCGUGCUCUCCAACCGCCCUUCGCUGCUGGCGCUGCGCCACGUGCUGGACGACGGCUCGGACGACUACAAGGUCAUCAUGCUCAAUCGCCGCUACCUGAGCUUCCGCGUCAUCAAGGUGAACCGCGAGUGCGUGCGGGGCCUGUGGGCCGGCCAGCUCCAGGAGCUCGUGUUCCUGCGUAACCGCAACCCGGAGCGCGGCAGCAUCCAGAACGCCAAGCAAGCGCUGCGCAACAUGAUCAACUCGUCGUGCGACCAGCCCAUUGGAUACCCCAUCUACGUGUCCCCUCUCACCACCUCGUACGCCGGCACGCACCAGCAGCUCCGCUCCGUCGCCGGAGGUGCCAUCACCGUCGGCAGCAUCGGACACUUCUUGGCUGCCACCUGGCACAGGAUGCGGAAGGGGUGCGGCGCCGGGUGCAACAGUGGCGGAAACGUGGACGACUCGGAUUGCUGCGUCGGGGGGCUCUCGUCCAUUGGGGGAGGUGGCGGCGCCGUGGGCCCAAAUCCUGGGGGGAACCCCUCCCAGGGGAACGCGGGGGGGCACGCUGGCGUCAACGCCCCUCCAACCGGCAGCCACGCCGCCAUGCAGCCCGUCAUAGGGCAGCCCGUGCCAGGUUCCCUGGGGCAAUCCCUGCAGGCUGGGCUGGUACGCGCGUCUCCCCAGCGAGGCGCGGGCGUGUCGCAGGGCAGCCAGACGUCCGUGCUGUGGUACGGCGCCGGCGGAGGAGCAGGCAGCGCUGGCGGCGGCGGCCGGCAGCCCUCGUCGCUCCGUUCGGGCGUCGUCCCGGGCUCCUGGUGCCACUCGUCGUUCCGCAACGCCUCCGAGGGCGCCGGCCUCGCGUCGCUGUGCACGCCCGAGAUGGUGGGCGGCGGCGGAGGAGGCGGAGGAGGCGGAGGAGGAGGCGGAGGAGGCGGCGGCGGCGGCGGAGCCAACCGGUCGAGCCUGGCGUCUUCGAGCAGCUCGACGCUCAGCAGCGUGAUCCUGCCGCUCGGCAAGCGCAGCACGUCCACGCUGGCCACCAUCGCGGCGGGGUUGCUGGCUCCCGAGGCCAGCGCUAGCCUCGCGGGCAACGCCGGCAGCAACGCCGACUCGCAGUCCAACGCGAGCACGGGCACGGGCUCCAGCGCAGGCUCGGGCAGCGGGUGCGGGGGGCUGCCAUUGUCUGCGGCGGCUGCGGUCAGUGGUAUUGGUGGUGGCGGUGGGACUGGCGGAUCGGCAGGUUUGGCCUUGGCGAGUUUUGGCGGAACACCGCCUAGGAGGGAAACCGUUGGUGCCAGAGUUCAGAUUGUGGAUGUGAGCCAGGUGCUGGACUCGGUGCAUGCCUCCAAGCGCCGUGAGCUUCAGUGGCCGGACGACUCGGUGCGGGCGCGCGCUGGCCGGGCUGCUUGGCGCGACUGGAGCCCCCAGGAUGGCAUGGAGGGCACUGUGAUCCAUCGCUGGGUGCCGUGCAGCCGCGACCGCGUGAGUCGCUCGCACCUGGACCGCGCCAUCCUGCUACUGCAGAUCAGCGAUAAGUACGUGCCCAUCCUAGAGAGCGGGGUCGCGGAGCUCGCCGAGAGCACGUAGCGCCACGAUGGAUGCCGACUUCCGACCGGUCCUUCUCCCCCCUGCUACGCCGCCACUAUCAGCGCGCCAUCAACUCCUCGGGAGACGCACCCUGCUCUGUGCGAAAUACUGUCUCCCCUCCCCCCCCCGGCCCAUCCCUCCCACCACCGCUUGCGUGCUUGCCACCACCCAUGCACUGGCUGUCGAGGAUUAUGGGUAGCCUCGGUAAGUGUUUGGUUAUCGGCUGAGACCUCUUUUGAGCCACUUGCGGGAUGAAUCGUUGGGAGGAAGCCGAGCCGUGCGCGGACUGCUGCGGUCAUCUCCGCUGGGGGAGUGGGGCUGCCUGCCUUCGGAUUGGAAUCAUCAUCGAGCGGUGUGGUUGGCAUUGAGAGCUCAGAACUUCAGGCGCCUGGUGAGCACUACCCCCUCCCACAAUGACGCCGAGACUCAGCGCUCUGGACGCAGUCCAGCGUCUCAAAAAUACUCGCCCAGUGCUUUCAGAUUUGUGAUUUGUCAAUAUAAUCGUUUUUAUGUUUUACAAACUACUGGCUGCAUCCUGAGAUGUCGGUGUAGAAACAGGUUUAAUAUAUAUUUUUAAUUCCUGUACCAAUCGCCAUUAAAAAAAGAAAUGAAUAAUGCGUUUGUAAAUAAGGCACCCAAGAGGGAUUCAAUAGGAAACUGGGUUUAUGAAUAUGAAUUUUCACAGCACCUUCACAUUUUGAGUAUUUUUGCUUGAAGAAAUCGGUUAUUUUUCUUGUUGGUUCACAGUCUCAAAAGUUAUGACUACGAAACAGCCUUAAAUAUUUUAGGGACAGCAAAAUGUGGCCCCCAGGGUGGCAGGGCUUGGCAUUUUAAGCCCUGGGUUUACACACUGGCCUCAUAUCUUGAGCGCGACGCUUAUGUAAAACUUAAAAAAAAACAUUGCUGCAUUAUCGGCCGGGCUAUUUCUGUUUUUCAAACAAGCAUGAUGAACAACAAGUCGGCCUACAGCAGGCUGUUUACAUAUCCGUUGGUCACAAAAUAACAUCUGUUGCAGCCCUUAAGCAUAUCUGAGAAAUUGUGGUAUAGUUUAAGGAGACGUUGCAGUGAAGCGAGAACUUGACACUUGCAGCAUUUUGACCAAACAUUUCAUUUCUCAGUCAUUUUGUCGGGGACGGGUGGACCCUCAAGUGAGAUAUUAUGAAGGAGGGUAACCUCUACUUUUGUUUUCAGGCUUCAGUUGAGUGUUUUGACAACAGUCAGUACCAAGCAAGGUUAAGUUGGAGAAUGAAAGAUCUACCGGUCAAAAACAAAGGAAGGGAUUUUUAUUUAAUGUAAAUGUACGGCACGUUUGUCAGCUAUCGGGGUUUUUGUGUUAAGAUGUGCGAAUUAUACAUCCAAGGAAUUAACACCAUUAUAACUCGGCAUCUCCCAAUACUUUGUGAAACUGCUUGUUGAAUCAUUUUUGAAAAGGACAAAUCCAUUUGAUGGCUGGAAUAAGGGGGGGUGGGUGGGUUAAUGUUAUAAGAAGUGAAUGGCUUUAUGUAAUGCUCGUUGAGCCAGCUUUUCCACGCCAGCCAGGGGACUUGGUAGAGUCGGGCUUCCUUCACUUAGAUCCACGAACAUGCGAUCUGCCAGUGAGCUUUCUGUAACCCUGUCCGUGUUACCCUUGGGUUGGGCAGGUAGCUGUCAAUGAAGCAACUUUGCUUCUUCGGUAUGUAAUAACCUCAAACCAUGUUAAUGGAUAUUCAUUUUCAGUUUUCACUUUGGAAAAGCAAUAAUGUCACUUGCCGAAACGCUUCUCUUGAGCUCCUUGAGCCCCCAGGUGCACCAUGCUUACUGCACCUUACUGCAUCCAUACAGCGGUUGGCAGUGCUCGUGUAGAAUCUAGUCACUGGAGAGUCAACAACGACAAAAAAAAUCCACAAUUCGAGGUGUUAUUCCGAAUACAAUUCUACCGGUACUUUCACUCGGUGACAGCGAGGUUGACGGCGCAACCCGAUUCGACUGAUCACAGAUGAGCUUGUCUCGCGUCGUGAAUGCAAGAGACGUGCGCGAAAGGGGUGACGGGGGGGGGGAUUGAGAGGAGCUUGCUCGAAAUCAGCGGAAUCUUUAUUUAGACUGGAGGAAUUCGAUGAGCUGUAAAGCUCUUUUUCACAGAUGUCCCUUAUGGGUGGAUCCGAAAGAGCCUGGCAGGUGGCUGCGACGGGGGUGGAGCGCGCGCCUCUACCACAGUGUGAACUUAAGUCCCGAUUUCGGCAAGAGGACAUUGGAUGAAGUGUUUUGGCGAUAACGCACAAGUAUAAAAGCUACUUGCAAGAUGGGUAGGUGGAUCGCGCAGCCAUGAGAGUUCUGCCUCGCCUAAUCUCGCAGCUUGUCGCCAUGAAUGUGUAUAUUCGACGCAUGUCUGCUAAGCAACAAGGUGGUACCUGUAGGGAGCAGUAUUGUGUGAGGUUUCGGCCAGGCUGCGGAGGUUUGAGUGCAACACCAAUAAUAUGCAUUAGUAUUCUUUGGGUAGUCUUAAUUUCACUCUGCAAGCUAAAUAAAUAUUGUACUCAUGGAUUGGCCCAUCUCAAACUGGAUCUUACCUGAAGUAUUCUUGAGACUCGAUGAGACUUUCCUGGGUAGAGCUUCCAAACGGGGAUACGUGACAUUCCCAGCGCAUCAGUAAAAUGGAGCAUGUGUUUAUAAAGCAUCUAAAUGUGUCCACAUCUAAGAGGCUGUCCGUGGAAAACACACGCAUCAUAUGAUUCGAGGAAAAUAAGAUUUGUUUUAGUUGAGGUCUUUUUUGGAGAGGGAAGUUAUGGAUAGGAUGGUAUGAGAUGGCAGAGGGGGAAGUCGACGCUGGAAUGAUGACACGACAGAGGGCAACGUGGUGGAGAAUAGUCCCACGCCUGGUUUGUGAACAAGGGCUCUUGUCUGAUGAGGCUGCUUGUAAUUACCGGCGGAACGUCGUACCUGAAAUGUUGUGGGUUUUACUCUCCAACACCGGUGUGCUGAACUAGCAACGAAUUGGCACGUUUUGUUUUCCCUGACAAAUCUUACUAAUUGGCUGUGUCGGGUGGUGGUGGUGGUGGCGGCGAGUUUAACUACACAUUUACGUGAUCUAACCCCAAAAAAACCUUGUGGGUGAUGAGAGUUUGUGCAGACAGCUAUAGCGGGGCCGGGGGAAGUGCUUUUCCGGGCACCAGGGCAGCAGCAGUAACACAGAAGGGGAAUGGCCUCCCUGUGGCAUUAUUUUUUUUUAUAGAUGAGAAUAAAAAUGUUUGCCUUUGUACCACAAGCGGAUUGGCAGACAUGGCAGCCGGGAAGAUGAUGGGCCGACGGGAGGGGUGGUGUCCCCCUUUCCAUUUUUUUCUGGUGGAAACGCUGCGAGUCGUCAGGAUGCGAUGGGUUCUUUCUAUGCAUCCACCGACCACCGAACACAAACCCCCCGCCGCCCUGAAGUGGACCGCUUCACUUGAUUACUUAUUUCCGAGGGGGGGGGGGGGUAUCAGAUUUUUGUGAGAAAGUCAGGUUAAACUGGGCAUUUAAAUGAAACCUUUGCAAGCGGUUACAGGUCAUGUCAUGGUAUAUGUUUCCGGCUGAUGUGUACAUUGGGAACAUGUUUUCCCUCUUGGCUUAUUGUACAAACUGUGUGUGUGUGUGUGAGCGACAAGCCAAGAUGAUAUUUUACAUUAUGCUGGCUGCAUAAUUGUUUAUCCUGAAAUUAAUAUUGUAUAGUUUUGCAUUCCCUUUUGUUUCUCUUGAUAUUAAUCUUGAUGUACAAAAAUAAGUAAUAAGUCAUUUUCAGCCCUUUGUCAAUGCACCGCUGGUGGAAUGCCCCUCCACACUUUUGGUCAUGGAGGUUGCUUGACCAUACUUGACCUCGCUGGUCCGCGUGCGCUGGUAAAGGGAGGCCCAGGACACUGUUAAGAUAUCACUUGCCAUCAUCAACUCGGUCGCCAGGAUCGGAGAGCAGUGCACUAACCACUGUGCCACCGUUCAAAAAAAUAUUGUGCCCAAUUAUCUCACAGCAAGUUGGCCAGUAAGGGUGAUUGGGCCUGAGUGAAUGGGGACACAUUUAAAUUAAUAACCCGUACUUUUUGCGUUGCUAAAAAUUUUUUGAUGAAAAGAAACGUUCAGAUUUAUGUUUCCUCUUCUGUUCCAUGAAUAUAUGUCACUUGGAUAAUCUUGACCGAGUGUUGUGUAAGGGUUGAAAAGUGAAAAUUUAAAUUUAUCGCAAGCUUAUAUACUGUAAAAACAUACACGAAUGCUGUUCGUGACUAUAGCAUACGAUGGCGCAUAUAUGAUGAGAGUGUGGUGGAAAAGCAACUUUGAAAACGUAACCGUGCUGCGAUAUAUUUAUAUCUGCAGUAGUGUUAAAUCCAGUAAUUUUAAAUCCAGUCCAGCUUUAAGUUCUGUCAUUGGUUUAAGAGAUCUUCAAUCUCUUACGUCACAUACAAACAAAUACCUCACUCAGUGAAGGCCAAUGAGCCAAACGUUUACUUAACCAUAGUCUUGUUCGGUCACUUAUCGUUUGAGAUUCCUGUGUGUGCCUGGGUCUGUUUGUGAUGUAUUGUGAAUAGCACACGACGUCUGCCGAAACUGCGGUCCAUUUUUCGCUUCCAAGUAUACGAACCGCACCGGGUUACGUAGUUAAGUGUGCACGCCAAUCGCGCACUCUGGGGCAUGCUCGUUCAUGCGGAUGUUUGUAAAUAUUUGAUGUAGAAUUUUGAUUGGCUAGCGAGCUAUCCCUUUCCAAAGAGUUUAACCCCCCUUCGUCUAAGUGAAAUGGACCGGAUUUUUGCUGCAUUUUCGGAACUAAAUCUCCCCCUCGUUCUGAGCACGCACAUUUGUGCACAAACGCGCCCGCGCUUACAGAUCACGUUUACUUGGCGUAGUUGCAUUUGUUACGAACAACCGCCUUUGAUCAGAACAACCGCUGUAGCGUAUACAUAUACAGUAUAUAUGUAUUGUAUAUAUGUAUACAGUAUACAUUGUAUAUACAGCCAAUGGAGAACCUUGCCAUUAGAAACGGGACUGGAUGUUGGUCCUGGGAGUCUUGAGUUAUUUUCGGUGUGAGACAACGCUUGGCACUCCAGACUUCACGGACUGUUAUCCGGCCCAGAUUUCAAAUCUGUUUCCGCUCAACCUAUUUUAAGUAUCCCAGCAUAUGAAAGCAUACAGGAGGUUGGCUGGCAUGUAAAACUGGACUGGAUCAUAGUGUCUGGAGCAUGAGUUGAGACUUAACUGCCUUACUGCACUGGCUGAAUGAAAGCUUGUUAAUAGAUGCGUAAUGUAAUGGGUUUGUUCCUCUUUAUGUGUGUAUAUAAUUGUUUUACCAGUAAUGCCUUCUGUGGUUUCCAUGCAGGCAUAUUUGAUUUAUGUGUUUGCAUACACAUGUGAGUGUGCGUUCCUAUUUAUCUGCAUUUGUUCCCAUGUGUAAGUGCACCUGUGCACACACACGUGUGUACAUACACACGUGUGUGUGUACAUACACACACGUGUGUGUGUACACACACACGUGUGUGUAUGUGCAUACACACGUGUGUGCUCUGUGCAUGCAUUUCACGCUCACAUUCAAUUUGCAAUCAAAACGUGUUCCAAUUAAAAAAAAAACUUGUUUAAUUUUUGCCGUCGCGUUCGCUGUUAAAGUUUAUACAUCGCUUUGAGAUACAGCACACUUAUCCUUUCCAUUUGCAUUGGUCAGAGGCUUGUGUGCAUAUCUCGUUAAUGAUCGUCCUCCCAUGUUGUUGUCUGUUAACUUUUUAUUUUCUUACCCUGUGGGACAGGUCUUUGAAAUGUUGUAAAAAUGUAGAAUGUGUUUUUUUUCUCCGUAUUUAUUUAUGCGCGGCACCUGGGUUCCUUCUACGCAGUGACAAUGUUUCAGAUUGUAUGACCGGUUAAAAAGGCUUUGAUAUGCCCUCCUCCUCCCCGCGCGUGGAGACACCAGUUCAGGAAAUUGUGCCGUUUUAUUCGAAGAUUUUUUUUUCUCGAGCGCGGCCACCCAUUCUCGUAGCUCGGCUCCUGCUGAAAUAAGACACCAAAUGAUGGUGGCUGGAUAGGCCCUGUGGGCGAAUGCCCUAUUGUCAGGGUUACUACUGAGCCCCAGCACAUUUGAGAUCGUUUGAUUUCAGGCCGCUGUUGGCAGCUUAAAUUGACGUGGCUUUCUUGGGGCACGUGACAUUGCAUUGUUAGAAAUGCAUUGGCGUACUUCUGAUUCAGCCAAGGGGUGAAAAAGUAAAGAAAAAACACAAAAGCGAUAACAAAAAAAUAUUCGCAUUUCUCCCCCACAGCUUUCAUUUAGUCUUGGGCCCUUGUGUGGUUGGUCAUCAGUUCCCUUUAAAUCAGGACACCCAGUAGCAUUCGUUCGAGGCUAUGUCUUGCUGAUGAUAAUCAGAGACGAUGGAACCGGUUUGAAUUACCCCUAGUUCAUAAACAAAUGGCAUUGGGAAAAGGUCGCGUUUAAACGUUAUUGAUGAAACAAGCGACUUAUUUUUUUUUAAGUAAAGCAACAUUUCCACCCCCCCCCCCCCUCUAUUAAAGGACACCAAGAGAAUGUUCCGAGUGUAUACAAAAUAAAUCGGCAUUAUUUAGCUGACAUUUCUAUAACAAAUGAACGCGAUAAACCACUUUUAAAAUAAAUCCACCUUUAAUCUGCACUCAUUGGAUUAAAUGGCAUACAGUGUGUCAUGUCCUCACGUUCAUCAGCAAGACGUAUUGGCAUGUGCAUCAUGCGGUUAUUCUCAUUCCAGGUGGUGUCUUCAUUUUCAAACGUCCCAUUCCCCCCUCCCCCCCCCCAGUCUUCCUAUCCAGAGAUAGAACCUAUAUACACCAUAAUCACAUAUCACUUGACAGCCGGGUCGAAUGUGCGUGAAGAUUGGCAGAUGUGGAAAACAGAGAUCGUUGGACUACUGAGCAGAGGGAACCACGUCUGGGGUUUGUAAACCACUGCUGUGUUCACACGGCAAUGUUGUUAAUAUCCUCAAUGACUUGGCAGAGCUCACGUCUACACUAGGGUAUACUUUCUGCCGGUCUUAGGUGUAGCAUCAUUGCUAUUACUGUUCACCACACAGCACAAAUAUAUCUGUGGGGGAGCAACCUUCCAGCUACUGUUGGCUUUCACAAUGCCUCCUUUCAUCACGGAGUAAGCCACAAGUGAUGAGUGCAAAAGAAAACUUAAGACUUCAUUGGCAGUGGUGUAUUUACAAGCACGGACCUAAAACACAUCACCACCGUAUUAACAGUGCCUUGUUUCAGAAAAAAAUAUACAGCAGGCUAAAAUGUCAAGUCAGCGGCCCACGUUCACCGCUGUUGUGAAAUAAGGGUAAUUCCCUGGACGUUUGGCCUAUGAUGUUUCUGUUUAUGUGGUGUUAAUGUCAGACUGGUGGUGAAGUGUUGGUUGGCCUGUGUGACACAAGCCAUGGUUUAUAUGCGUUUGCUCACUUUUCGCUGCCUGUUUUUAUUUUGUUGCUAACCAUCGCGCACACGGCGGCGCUAAGCACCACGCCUGCCGCGCGUGUCGAGUUGGAACGCGGAGCGCCCGGCCUCAACGUGAACAUGCCGUGGGCCCCACCCCACCCCACCCUCGCGGCGACUGCGUUUCUAACGCGAAUAGGAGCAAUGACUACGUAUAGGAAUAAAACGUCUCCUUUAUUCGCCUUUGUUGUUUCACAUUCAUUUAUGAUGAGUUGAGUUUUUUUUUAAGUUGGCAUAUGUAAACACAUCUUACCGGUUUGUGUGGUUUACAUUGAUGGAAGGACGUUUUAAUGUCGCCAGUUUUCCGAGGCCCCCCCCCCCUUCACUCGAUGAAAAACGAAAAUAUGAAUUGGGAAUCCAGCGGAUAUAUCUUUCACCACAGGCUGCCUCUAAUACUCAUGUCCGUUCUCGUACUCCCUGGCUACUGAGAGACGAUCCAUUUUGGGGCUGUGUGCUCGCCUGGCUUGAGCUGUCGGUGUGGAAACUUGAGCUAUUGUAGUGGAGUUUGAGCGAGGAGGUCUUUAAAAGUGACGGGCGAACACUUUUAUAUCCAUGCUCUUAUUUGUGUUUAUCUCGCUGGCUGUCGAUGUGUUGUUUCUUUCUGGUGGGCCACUCUCGCCGAACUUCCCUAACACCUAACUGGGAUUCACAGGCAUGCAUAAGCAUGUUUUUUUUUUAGCCAGAUGCAAAUAUUGUAAAAGUCAAAAUUAGACUCCCCACUCAUACGGGCAUGUGGUGCCGCUCUGCUGGUGGCUCCGAGUCGAUGGUAGAAAUUUCACUUUUCUAUGCUGGGGGAUAUAGGACUCUUUCCAAAGAGGUACCGCUUAAGAGUGGUAGCUAAUUUUAAUGUUCCAAGGGAUUAUAUUAUUGGUGGGCUGAGUUAAACCUCAAAUUGGGAUGUGAACUUUUGUAACCUUACGAAUGAGAAUCAGGAACUCAAACCAAUUUCACACCCACGCAUCUGUAUGCCAUACAUUGAAUACAUUCGGUAAGUUUGUAAAGCAAACAUACUCUAGCCAUGUAAUUUAAAAACUCAAUGUUGUGGUGCUGACUGUGGUCACCCAUUCUAUCAUUUACAAUAGCUGUUUUGCCAGUAAACGGCGGUCAUUUUGCCACGGUGGCUGUCGCCAGGCUCGGUGCACCGUUAAGGAAUACACAUUACAUUGUAUUCGUACACGUGGACCAUUGUCCACCGUAACGUUCCCCAGGCGCCGCGGAUAGCGGUGCGUGCAAUGUGCGCUUUGAUCGCAAGAGCCACCUCCGUGUACAUACAAAUGUAGGUGUAUAAUUAAAUACAGAAGAGGAACUGAAAUCUGCACACGUGAAGCAAACGUUGCUAUAAAAUGUUCAUUAUAUGCCAUGCUCGUACAUUGUGUAUUGAUUGACGCAACAAAACAAGCAGGACAAUAAAAAAGAGAUUUAUAACAA
Petromyzon marinus (sea lamprey) is the source of this 19125-nucleotide messenger RNA. The record is from RefSeq and is a predicted model, not a curated record. Lineage: Eukaryota; Metazoa; Chordata; Hyperoartia; Petromyzontiformes; Petromyzontidae.